Molecule: messenger RNA, 2019 nt
Organism: Akanthomyces muscarius
Lineage: Eukaryota; Fungi; Ascomycota; Sordariomycetes; Hypocreales; Cordycipitaceae
Exons: 5
Coding region: 1-2019 (672 amino acids)
Biological process (GO): protein modification process
Cellular component (GO): cytoplasm
Molecular function (GO): biotin--[biotin carboxyl-carrier protein] ligase activity
Source: RefSeq, a predicted model, not a curated record
AUGGCGCCACAACGGCUCAAUGUUCUUGUCUACACCGGCACCGGCACGACCAGCGAGUCGGUCCGCCACGCCAUGUACUCGCUGCGGCGGCAGCUCUCGCCCAACUACGCCGUCAUCCCCGUCGGCGAGGCCGUGCUGCUCAAGGAGCCGUGGCCGCCGACGUGCGCGCUGCUCGUCGUCCCCGGCGGCGGCGACCUGGGCUACUGCCGCGUGCUCAACGGCGAGGGCAACCGGCGCAUCGCCGACUUUGUCCGCCGCGGCGGCGCAUACCUCGGCCUCUGCGCCGGCGGCUACUACGGCUCGCGCCGCUGCGAAUUUGAGGUCGGCAACACGCCCCUGGAGGUGAUUGGCAGCCGCGAGCUGGGCUUCUUCCCGGGCACCUGCCGCGGCGGCGCGUUCGAGGGCUUCGAGUACGCGAGCGAGAGGGGCGCGCGCGCCGCCCGGCUGAGCCUGGCGAGCGACGUCGUCGAGGGCAGGCUGCCGGUGGAGAUGGCCUGCUACUACAACGGAGGCGGCGUGUUUGUAGACGCGGAGAAGUGGGAGGGCAAAAAGGUACAGGUGCUGGCGUCCUACUGCGAUGAGCUGGAUGUCGAGGGUGGCAAAGCCGCCAUUGUCCAGUGCAGCAUUGGCGACGGCAAGGUUAUUCUUUGCGGUACCCAUCCAGAAUUUGCUGCCGAGAACUUGCACCGCCAGCCCGACGUCCCCCACUACGACGAGCUCAUUGCCAACCUCGCGCGCGACGAGCGCACGCGGUCCGGCUUCCUGGGCCUGUGCCUCGAGCGUCUUGGCCUCGAGGUCAACAGCCAGGGCACCGCCCCGCUGGUGCUCACCAGCCUUCACCUGUCCGCCGCGGACGGCGGCACGGUCAGCGAGCUCCUCCAUGACUGGCAGGACGCCGCCAUUGACAGGGAACACGGGCAAGACCUCCUCCGGGGCGAGGCCGACACGUUUCGGAUCCGUAGCAAGGAGAGCGGCGCCUGGAACCUCAAAGAUUUGAGGGAGGCGCUCCCGGACGCCGGUGCCGGUGCCGCCCCGGAGCUCGACGCACACGGCGUGCCCGACUACAAGUCCGUGACCAAGGACAUUGUGGCCCACGAGCAGCAGCUACCGAAUGAGAAGCUCACGCCGCGCUUCAACCACAAGCUCUUUUAUUCGAGCCUGCAGCAAUUUCAGUCCAUCGAGAGUGAUGCGAGAGAAUGGGGCAACACUCUUCUUUACGGUGACGUCGUCACGAGUACCAAUGUUCUUCUUGAAAAAAAUCCUAAGCUUAUCGCAAAGCUGCCCUCUGGCUUUACGUUUACCGCCUCCACACAGCUUGCCGGCCGCGGUCGCGGAACCAACGUCUGGGUUGCGCCGCCCGGCUCUCUUCUCUUCUCCGUCAUCAUUAAUCACCCCGCCAACCUGGCCGCGUCGCGGCCCGUCGUCUUUGUCCAGUACAUUGCCGCAAUCGCCGUUGUCGAAGCCAUUCGGUCGUACGGCCGGGGCUACGAGAACCUCCAAGUCAAGCUCAAGUGGCCCAAUGACAUCUAUGCGCUGGAUCCAAGCAAGCCUGCGUCGGAAAAGUCGUACAUCAAGAUUGGCGGCAUCCUCUCCCAGUGCGGCUACUACGACGGCAACUACCAGAUCAUCCUGGGCAUCGGCAUCAACGCCGUGAACCCGCGCCCGACGACGUCCAUAUCGGACAUGCUCGGCGAGGGCGCCGCGCCGCUGCACCUCGAGACGCUUCUCGCGCGCAUCCUCACCCGCAUCGAGGCCGUGUACGCCCAGUUCCGCCGCGAGGGCUUCUCUGCCAACCUCGAGUCGCGGUACUACCGCCACUGGCUGCACACGGACCAGGAGAUUACGCUCGAGGCCGAGGCCGGCACGAGAGCCCGCGUCUUGGGCAUCACCCGCGACUGGGGCAUGCUCCGCGUGGAGGAGACGGACAGAGAGGGCCGCGGCACGGGUCGCAUAUGGUCCCUGCAAAGUGACGAAAACAGCUUUGACUACUGGAAAGGUCUUGUGCGAAGGAGAGACUAA